Molecule: messenger RNA, 8496 nt
Organism: Clupea harengus (Atlantic herring)
Lineage: Eukaryota; Metazoa; Chordata; Actinopteri; Clupeiformes; Clupeidae
Gene: scn1laa
Product: sodium channel, voltage-gated, type I-like, alpha
Exons: 28
Coding region: 683-6577 (1964 amino acids)
Biological process (GO): neuronal action potential; membrane depolarization during action potential; sodium ion transmembrane transport
Cellular component (GO): plasma membrane; voltage-gated sodium channel complex
Molecular function (GO): voltage-gated sodium channel activity
Source: RefSeq, a predicted model, not a curated record
UGUGUGCUGUAGACUACGUACACAGUGAUGGCAUUUUGCUUGUUGUUUUUGGCAGUCUUGUUCAGGAAACUUAUUUGUGAAGCUCAGAUCCGCUGUAGCUUGGUGUUAUUUCAUAAACAGAACAUAAAUAUAGCGGCAUAUAAUGGAAAAUAAAAAUGCAUACAGAUCCACUGAUAAUAUCGGAUUUAACAAGCUGCACUGAAGUUUCGGUGUUGGAUACUGGGACCGUCAGAAGGUGCACCCCGUGGAGACGAUUUCAUUCGUGGAAAGGGGAUGUCUGAUCUUGUCGUUUGAGAUUGUGCAUGCUCAAAUUCAUCUCCACAUCUGCCUAAUCGCCGGGACCACACCACUCCUGUCCCCUGAGACUCGGGCGUCAUCACAGCUACUGAUUGAUGAACCACCGGAAGCGCUGAUAGCUGCGCUCUAAGUAUACUCUAGCUCGGUAACUCGCUGCUCCUAUCCUCUGUGUUCUCGUCCAGUACCUUCGUAGAUAUCGAAGUUCUUUCUGACAUUACUUUGCUUGAAGUUUUAUCAGCGUUAUCUGCGUGAAGAAAAAAAGAAGACUUAAGUGGGUGUUCGCUGAACAUCAUUUUACGUCGGUUUAUAGCAACCUGCUGCGGGUGAACAUGCCCUCUCUGAUGCAGGAGGCUAGCUGGACUCGCUGAAGGUGCAUGAUGACAACAUGGCACAGAUGCUUCUGCCACCCGGACCAGACAGCUUCCGCCCGUUUAGCCGCGAGUCGCUCAGGGCUAUCAAGAAGCGCAUUGAAGACGAAGGGCCAAAGAAGCCAAAAGACAAGCGAGCCAAAGAUGAAGCGACCAUCCCCAAACCCAAUGGAGACCUGGAGGCGGGAAAAACCCUGCCCUUCGUAUACGGGGACGUACCCCAAGAACUGGUGUCCACGCCUCUGGAGGACAUGGACCCUUUUUACGGCAACAAAAAAACCUUUAUAGUAUUGAACAAAGGGAAGACGAUCUUCCGCUUCAAUGCCGAACCUGCCUUGUUUAUUUUAAGCCCCUUCAACCCUAUUAGGAGAUUAGCUAUCAAAAUUUUGGUGCAUCGAUUGUUUAGUUUUCUGAUCAUGUGCACUAUCUUGACCAACUGUGGGUUUAUGACCCAGGCAGAAAAAAAAUGGACAAAGAAUGUGGAGUGGACAUUCACAGGAAUAUACACUUUUGAAUCCCUCAUUAAAAUUCUGGCAAGGGGCUUUUGUGUGGGCCGGUUUACCUUUCUAAGAGACCCAUGGAAUUGGUUGGACUUCUGUGUUAUUGUCAUGGCGUAUGUAACAGAGUUUGUAGACCUAGGCAAAGUUUCAGCUCUCCGCACAUUCAGAGUAUUGAGGGCUUUGAAAACUAUUUCAGUAAUCCCAGGUUUGAAGACUAUUGUUGGAGCACUCAUACAGUCAGUGAAGAAGCUGGCUGACGUCAUGAUUCUCACCGUCUUCUGCUUAAGUGUCUUUGCUCUGAUCGGGCUGCAACUCUUCAUGGGCAAUUUAAAGCAAAAAUGUGUGAGAAUGCCGAACCCCUCCAAUUACACCGAAUCAAAAAUCCUGAUAGAAAACAUGACGAAAACUAUUACACUUGAUAAAGAAAACUACUACUUUGCCCCAAAUCAAAAGGAUGCCUUGCUGUGUGGAUUAAGCAAUGACACAAGCAGUGGUGCUGGGCAGUGCCCAGAGGGAUAUAUGUGUUUAGCAGUGGGUCCGAACCCAGACUACGGAUACACGAGCUUUGACACGUUUGGCUGGGCCUUCCUGUCUCUGUUCAGACUGAUGACACAGGACUACUGGGAGCGCCUCUACCAGCAGACCCUCAGGACGGCAGGAAAGCCCUACAUGAUGUUCUUCGUCCUCGUCAUCUUCUUGGGCUCAUUCUAUCUGGUGAAUCUGAUCCUGGCUGUGGUUGCCAUGGCCUACGAUGAGCAGAACCAGGCUACCAUAGAGGAGGCCCUGCAGGCGGAGAUGGAGUUCCAGGCUAUGCUGGAGCAGUUAAGAAGACAACAGGAGGAGAGUAUGGUCAUGACCAAAAUAAUAAGCGAUGGUGUAGAGUUGAACGAGGGCUUGUCGGAGUCAUCUUCAGAGGCCUCCAAACUUAGCUCCAAAAGUGCUAAGGAGAGGCGCAACCGAAAAAAACGCAUGAAGCGCCGAGAUGGGGAGAGGGGCGGCAGUGAGCGGUCGCCGAACUCUGAAUCAGGAGAGGACAGCGUCAAAAGGCCCGCUUUCCGUUACUUGGACGGCAGUCGCCUCUCGUACAAGGAGCGUCAUUCAUCCCCACAUCAGUCGAUCCUGAGUUUCCAAGGAUCCAUUUUCUCACCUAGACGGAACAGCCGGGCUAGCGUCUUCAGCUUCCGAAGCGGGGCGUUCAAUGAGAGUGAUUUCGCCGACAACGAGCACAGCCCCUUUGACAAGGGCAGCCGACGCAGCUCCCUCUUUCUGCCGCAGAGGCCCCGCUUCAGCCACCGGCUAGUGUCCCUCGGGGGGGCGUCUGGGGGAUCGCUCCCCUCCUCACCCCAUUGCCUUCAGGUGCCAGUGGUGACGAUAGACGGCCCCUCGUCUGGUGGUGAAGUAAGGCCCUGUACAUUUGUCACCCAACUGAGGGUCAGAUAUGGUUCUAGCUCUGCAGACUUGUUAGAUGACCGGGCCCUAAGGCAAAGGGCCCUGAGCGUGGCGAGUAUGAUUUCUCAAGUGGAAGAACUUGAAGAGGCAAGACAGAAGUGCCAUCCAUGUUGGUUUGAGCUUGCCAGAACUCUUCUCAUCUGGGACUGUCCCGUAUGGGUGAAAAUCAAGAAACGCGUCUACCGUGUUGUGAAGGACCCCUUUGCUGAUCUGGCCAUUACCAUCUGUAUCGUCCUAAAUACAGUGUUUAUGUCAAUGGAGCAGCAUCCAGGAACAGAGUUGCUAACACGUGUUCUCUAUGUAGGAAAUCUGGUGUUUACAGCUAUCUUCACUGCUGAAAUGAUUUUGAAGAUUAUAGCUAUGGACCCAUACUAUUAUUUUCAAGAGAGAUGGAAUAUAUUUGACAGUGUUAUUGUCAGCUUGAGCUUGAUGGAACUUGGGCUGGCAAAUCUAUCUGGGAUGUCUGUUCUCAGGUCGUUCAGAUUGUUGAGGAUCUUCAAACUUGCUAAGUCAUGGCCCACUCUGAAUAUGCUGAUCAAGAUCAUAGGGAACUCAGUAGGUGCCCUGGGCAACCUGACCUUGGUGCUGGCCAUCAUUGUCUUCAUCUUUGCUGUGGUUGGCAUGCAGCUGUUUGGCAAGAGCUACAAUAUGUGCAAGUGCAAGAUCUCAUUAGAUCUCAACUGUCGACUUCGCUGGCACAUGGAAGACUUCCCCCAUUCCUUCCUGGUUGUGUUCCGAGUGUUGUGUGGCGAGUGGAUUGAGACCAUGUGGGAUUGCAUGGAGGUACACGGCCCGGUCAUGUGUAUCAUUGUCUUCAUGAUGGUCAUGGUCAUCGGAAACUUGGUGGUCCUCAACCUCUUCCUCGCACUGCUGCUCAGCUCGUUCAGCGCGGACAACCUGACAGCCGUGGAAGAUGACAGCGAGACGAACAACAUUCAGAUUGCCGUGGCUCGGAUUCAUAGUGGCAUUGUUUGGGUGAAACUCAAAGUGCGUCACUUUUUUCAGAGCCUCUGCAUAAGGAAGAAAAAGCCAAAGAAGCCCUUGGUCAUGGUCAAGUCCGGGGACGACCAUCCCAAGGACAAUGGGAUCUACUUAUCCAACCACACCACUGUGGAGUUCACCAAAGACCUGGACUGUAUAAAAGAGGGCAAUGGAGUGGCUACAGGGUUGGAGGACACUGCAGAAAACUACAUCCUGUCCAACGAGGAUGUCUACUUGACUUUCAUCAGCAAUCCGGACAUGACUAUCUCAGUGCCCAUAGCUGCAGGUGAAUCCGACUUUGAGAACCUCAACACAGAAGAUUUCAGUAACCAGUCGUCUGAUAUAGAGGAUGACAUUAAAGAGAAGAUGGAAGAGGAGGAGGAGGAUGCUCAGUUCAGCUCUUCAGAGGGUAGCACAGUAGACCUCAGAGGUAACGGUGGAGAGUCAAUGGACCUGGAGCUGGAGGAGUCAAUGGACCCUGAAGCUUGUUUUACAGCAGGUUGUGUCCAGAGAUUCCCCUGCUGCCGUGUUGACAUAGAGAAAGGUUUCUGGAAGUCAUGGUGGACCCUAAGAAGGACAUGCUUCAGAAUUGUUGAACAUGACUGGUUUGAAAGCUUCAUCAUCUUCAUGAUCGUGCUCAGCAGUGGUGCACUUGCAUUUGAAGACAUCUACAAUAUCCAGAAGCCAACGAUAAAGCUUAUCCUGGAAUACGCCGAUAAAGUAUUUACCUAUAUAUUCAUCUUGGAGAUGUUGUUAAAGUGGGUGGCCUAUGGAUUUGUCAGAUACUUCACCAACUACUGGUGCUGGCUGGACUUCAUUAUAGUUGAUAUCUCUAUAAUCAGCAUGGUGGCCAACGCUCUGGAGUACAAUCAAGGUGCAAUUAAGUCCCUGAGGACACUAAGGUCUCUAAGGCCCCUCAGAGCCAUGUCACGUUUCGAGGGCAUGCGGGUGGUGGUGAAUGCUCUGCUGGGAGCAAUUCCUUCCAUCUUCAACGUCCUGCUGGUCUGCCUCAUCUUCUGGCUAAUUUUUAGCAUCAUGGGAGUCAAUUUCUUUGCCGGAAAAUACCAUUAUUGUGCCAAUGCUACCACAGGAGACAUAUUUCCCAGAGAAAUAGUUGCAAACAAAUCAGAGUGCAACAAGACAGAUGGGGCUAUUUGGAAAAACGUCAAGAUUAACUUUGACAAUGUAGCUGCUGGCUACUUGGCCUUAUUGCAAGUGGCAACGUAUAAGGGCUGGAUGCCAAUAAUGUAUGCUGCUGUAGACUCGCGUGCAGUGAAUGACCAGCCUGUGUUCGAAGAAAAAAUGGUAGCUUACGUCUACUUUGUUGUGUUUAUCAUCUUCGGUUCAUUCUUCACCCUCAAUCUCUUCAUUGGUGUCAUUAUUGACAACUUCAAUCAGCAGAAGAAAAAGUUUGGAGGUCAGGAUAUCUUCAUGACUGAAGAACAAAAGAAGUAUUACAAUGCCAUGAAAAAGCUUGGAUCAAAGAAGCCCCAAAAGCCCAUUCCUAGACCAUCAAACAUGAUCCAAGGAUUUGUUUUUGAUCUCAUUACCAAGCAGGGUUUUGACAUUUUGAUUAUGGUUCUUAUAUGCCUCAAUAUGGUAACCAUGAUGGUUGAGACAGAGGACCAAAGCGACGAGAAGACGGAAGUCCUUAACACAAUUAACUUGGUGUUCAUCGCACUGUUCAGCUCAGAAUGUGUCUUAAAGAUGAUUGCACUUCGCCAUUACUAUUUCACUGUCAGCUGGAAUGUAUUUGACUUCAUUGUUGUCAUCCUUUCAGUAGUUGGUUGUUUUCUUGCAGAGGUGAUAGAAAAGUACUUCUUCUCACCCACCUUGUUCAGAGUCAUUCGCCUUGCCAGAAUUGGCCGCAUCCUCCGUCUCAUCAAAGGUGCCAAGGGAAUCCGGACUCUUCUGUUUGCUCUGAUGAUGUCACUGCCAGCCCUGUUCAACAUUGGGCUCCUGCUCUUCUUGGUUAUGUUCAUCUAUGCCAUCCUCGGCAUGUCUUUCUUUGCCUACGUCAAGAAGGAGGACGGCAUUGAUGACAUGUUCAACUUCGAGACGUUCGGCAACAGCAUGAUCUGCUUGUUUCAGAUCACCACCUCGGCUGGGUGGGACAGCCUCCUGUCUCCGGUGCUCAACACUGAGCCGGACUGCAACCCGAAGAAGGAGAACCCCGGAAGCCGUUACACAGGAGACUGUGGGAGGCCGGCUGUGGGCAUCGCGUUCUUCGUGAGCUAUAUAAUCAUCUGCUUCCUGAUCGUGAUCAACAUGUACAUCGCCGUCAUCCUGGAGAACUUCAGCGUGGCCACGGAGGAGAGCGCCGAGCCGCUGGGAGAGGACGACUUUGAGAUGUUCUACGAGGUUUGGGAGAAGUUUGACUCCAAAGCCACACAGUUCAUCAACUACAACAAACUGUCGGAUUUCGCAGAUGCUUUGAACCCGCCUCUUCGCAUGGCCAAGCCCAACACGGUCCAGCUGAUUAGCAUGGACCUUCCCAUGGUGAGUGGUGAGCGCAUUCACUGUCUGGACAUCUUGUUUGCCUUCACCAAGCGGGUGCUGGGUGAGGGUGGUGAGCUGGACAUCCUGAGGGGACAGAUGGAGGAACGUUUCAUGGCCUCCAAUCCCUCCAAGGUGUCCUAUGAGCCAAUCACAUCCACACUGCGGCGCAAGCAGGAGAUCAUGUCGGCCAUUCUCAUCCAGAGGUCCUUCAGGAGGUUUCUGAUCCGGCGGACUGUCAAAAAAGGCUCCAGCUUAUUUAAUUUCAGGGAGGAGGAUGAAGAAAACCCCCCGAACAAAGGCUCGACGGACAAAUUGAACGAGAGCGCCUCCUCGGACAAGGGCUUGGACAGAAGCCCUUCCACACUGUCUCCUCAGUCCUGCAACAGUGUGACAGGAUCAGAAAAAGACAAGUAUGUGAAAGACAAGAGGGAGCAGGAGGUGAAAUGUAAAGACAAUGACCAGGGAAGUGAAGGAAGUAAGUGAAGGAGCCACAUGCUUUUGUUUUUGUGGCAAAAAAUUCAUAGCCCUCAAAUGUUACAGCAUCUAAACUCCCUUCUAGCUUUUGGAUGUCUGUCAAAAUAACAGCGCCUGCAGAUUGCUGCAAUUAAAGCUGACUGUUGCUGGCAUUCUUAGGCAUUUGGGAAAAACAUCCUGAGCAGUUAAUAUAUAUAUAUAUAUAUGAGGAACAUGAUGGUGGCUCAUUCCAAAGUGCUCUAAGUGCUGUGGCUGUUUCAUGUCAGCAAACUCUGUAUUCUUCAGCAGCUCUCAAAUGUCACUGCUGCAACCAGUGUCCGUCUUCAAAAUGCCGUACAUGUUUAAAUUAUAUGUCAUUUAAAAGCUGUUUUAAUCUGUUAUUGACAGUAUGUAAGACUAUUUGACAUGGUAUUGACAAUGGGGCGACUGUGCUGUAAAAAUAAGGAACAUUUUAGCUUAGGAAAAAUGCUUUAAUUUUCAAAGUGCAAAAGAUGAAACAUCUUGAGACUUGUGUGUUCAUCUCUUGCAUGAAAGCCCAUGGCUCUCCAUACACUGUGUGAGGUUUCUGUGAUGGAAAGCUGAACUGCUCGAGGCUAUGAGCAUAUGCCAGUGGUUUCAGGCCAGCUGCACAUAGUACAAAAAAUGUUGAUCAGAACAACAGACCGAUCCCACAAUAAACUAUUCUUAACUACGGUCCAGCUUAAGGCAACAUGUAGCAAUCUUGGCCCUCUGUAUGACACCUGAUCUGGAGGGGUGUGUUUCUUUUACAAAGCAUCACCGACAUUCUUCUGUAUUGUGAGCAUGUCUUGUUUUCCCCCCGAUAAAGCUUGCGUUCUCUGGUGUAUGGUCAUACCUCCCAUCAGCAAGAAGGCUUUGGGUCCAAAACUGGUAUUGCAAAGUACAAAAUUAAAGGGGACAAUGAAAUGGCAACCAUAUUUAGAGCUUGAUCUAUAUGUUGCUCUCAUAUGUAUGAAUUAUUUACUGUAGAUAUAUAAAUUCUAAAACAUACAAUAUUUAAAUGAGUUUCUUACUAUAUUGUACAAUUUGUACUACUAUGUAUUAUGUUUAUAUUGUUUAAAUUUACAAUGUAUGUCAUGAAAUACAUAUAUAUAUAAUUGAAUGUGCAUAAUGUAUUAUAUUGUCCCUUUUGUGUAAGCAAAUGCACCUAUGCAUUUUGUUGGGAGUUCCUUGGUUUCACUCUAUUCCUCUCUAAUUGUAGUAAUAUUGUAAUAUAUACAUUUUGUCUAUUUACUUUGUAAAUAUUUAUUUGAAGAAUUGUUUUUUGAUUUAUAUGACGGUAUGUAUCACAGUCUAAACUGCAGUUUUUAUUCAGCUACUUCCUCAAGUGAUCCAGCAAAAGAGAUGUAUAAAUGAAAUGCUGUGGUUAUUAUUAUUAUUAUUACUAUAAUUAUUAUUGACAUGUGCUAUAUCUCAUGUCUUAUAUUGUUCAUGACAAGCUAAUAGCACAAAGAGUAAAUAAUGAUUUCCAGGGCAGAUCUCGAGUGAGCAAGGCAGGAUAUGAUUGUGGCAGUGCAUGGAAUGCAUGGAAUUUAACACAUCCUUCAUGGACACUUACAUUUGUUUACAUUUUUAUAUAUGUGUUUUUUCAUCUCGUCAUGAUUUUCCUUUUUUUCCAUGAUCCCUCUGCAGAGACCACAUGACAUGUUUAAAUUGCAAUGCUAAGUAUAUUAUAAAUGUCACACUGGCUCAUUAUGCAUGUAAUAAAAGCAUUCAUUAUCUGUGUAUAAUUUAUAUGCAAACAGUAUAUGACAUGUAUAUGCAUGUGAUAUAUUUACAAAUAAUGAAUGUUUUGUUUGCACAGACACACCAUCUUUUAUAAUGUAUGCAUUAUGCUUGUAGUGAAUAAUGGGGCUGCAUGCACAAGACUGUUUUUUAAAGCCAAAAGAAUAAAGAUGCCAUGUACCUCA